Molecule: messenger RNA, 5882 nt
Organism: Strigops habroptila (Kakapo)
Lineage: Eukaryota; Metazoa; Chordata; Aves; Psittaciformes; Psittacidae
Gene: ENPP5
Product: ectonucleotide pyrophosphatase/phosphodiesterase family member 5
Exons: 4
Coding region: 302-1708 (468 amino acids)
Source: RefSeq, a predicted model, not a curated record
CCAGGCCCUGCCCCCGCCGUACCGCGGUGCUGCCCGAGCCGGCAGCGAACGCCUCCAACGCGGGACGACGCCAGGGCUGCCGCCUCACCCGGACCUUCUCGGGCCACCGGAGGAGCGUGAAUGGCCCCGUACCUCGCUCACCGCCCGGCUCCUCCCGCCGCGGCCGCUGCCGGGCGCUGACUGACAGCGCGGCUGGCCACUCCCGGCGGGGCGGGGCGGAGAGGGGCGCCGUGAGGUCCAGCUGCUUCAGCCCGGUGCGCGAUUGGAGUUGGUGCUGUCACCGUCCCGCCGCGCAGAUGCCAUGUUGCCUCCGAAGAAGGGACGAAUACCUUCCAGAAUAGCCAUGAACUGUUUAUGGAGAGUCCUGGCAAUUUUCUUACCAUUUCUUCCAAGCACAUUGUCUCUCCAGCCAGCCCAGGCCAGAGUGUUGCUGGUAUCUUUUGAUGGAUUUCGGUGGGAUUACAUCUAUAAAGCCUCAACUCCCAAUUUUCAUUAUGCCAUGGAGAAUGGUGUUCAUGUCAAACAGGUCACUAACAUAUUUAUAACGAAAACGUAUCCUAAUCAUUAUACAAUGGUGACUGGUCUCUAUGCAGAAAGCCACGGUGUAGUUGCUAAUGAGAUGUAUGAUCCUAUUCUGAAUGAAACUUUCUCUUUGAACAAAAUGGAAGUCUAUAACUCCAAGUUCUGGGAAGAAGCCACUCCAAUAUGGAUAACGAACCAGAGGGAAGGGCAUAAAACUGGUGCAGCCAUGUGGCCUGGGACAGAUGUGAAAAUACAUGGAGCCUUUCCUACAUAUUAUAUGCCCUAUGACUUUGCUGUUUCCUUUGAAGACAGAGUUGCUAGGCUUAUUGACUGGUUUACGUCAGAAGAACCCAUAAACUUCGGCCUCUUGUACUGGGAACAGCCUGAUCAGAUGGGCCAUAUUCUGGGUCCAGAAAAUCCACUUAUGGGACCCGUAAUUAGUGAUAUUGACAAAAAGCUGGGAUAUCUUGUGUCCGAGCUGAAGAAAGCAAAGCUAUGGGAUGUGGUAAAUGUCAUAAUCACAAGCGAUCAUGGAAUGUCACAGUCCUCCUCGGAAAGGCUCAUUGAGCUUGAUCAGUACGUGAAUAGAGAGCUCUAUGAAGUCAUUGAGCAGUCUCCUGUGGUAGCUAUUUUGCCAAAAGAAGGCAAACUGGAUGAAGUAUAUGAAGCUUUGGCCAAUGCUCAUCCCAACAUGACUGUGUAUAAAAAGGAGCAGAUUCCAGAUAGAUUACAUUACAAACACAACAGUAGAAUUCAGCCAAUCUUAGCAGUGGCUGAUGAAGGAUGGGAAAUUCUGCAUAAAAAGUCUGAUGGUUUUCAACCUGGUAAUCAUGGAUAUGACAACAUUUUACCAGAAAUGCAUCCAAUUUUUUUGGCAUUUGGGCCUGCUUUCAGAAAGAAUGCCACAAAAGAAGCCAUGAAUUCUACAGACCUGUAUCCCUUGUUGUGCCAUCUCCUUGGUAUUAACCCACUGCCAAACAAUGGUUCUUUCAAUGCUGUGAAAGACAUACUUGCUGAAGAAGUUCCCUUUGGAGCAGACACCUAUGCUACUGUUGUAGGAGUCUUUCUGGGCAGCUUUCUUGUUAUGGUAUUUAUUGCAGUUUUUGUUAAGCACUUCAUCCUCGUCCAAGCAAACACCAUGCAAAUGCAACAUACUGAAGCUGCCCAGCCACUGUUGCAAGAUUAAUAACACUUGGUACUGUUUCCUGUUUCAUGCUUAAUAUAAGCUUACACACAAAAGUCACAAAAAUGAAUAGAGGUGGGUCAGCAUAAAUAUGUGGAGUAAAAGGAAAUGGGUGCUGAUCCAUUGGUACAAUGGAGUACAUACAUAUCAGAUAUGCAGAGAAAGAGCAUGCUUCUGUUUCAACCUACAACCACUUAAUCUUUCAGGGGUUGAAAAUACUCUAGGGACACAUGGAAAACUGCAUGUAUGUAGACUGUGAAUACCUGAUUCUGACCUACUUUUAGGGAAAUAACGUCAGCUGAGGUGCACUUCACAGACUAUUACAUGGGGAUUUAAUUCCAACCCUCCUUUUUUUCCCUUCAGAAGGUUUUUGAGUUUCUUGGAUUCUAACAAGGAAUGGGACUAGACUUCUUUGGGUUCUUUUUUUCCCUGGCCAAGGAAGCUUUUGCAGGGAUCACCAUUACAGCUAGCUUUGCAGAUUAAAUCCUGCAGAAAAACAACAUUAUUAUUAAGCUACAUCAUGCACUGCUAAAUGUCUAAGUUUAGAGUUAGGCAUAUUUCUUUAAACUACUGUGUUAAUUGUAGCCCCAAAAUACGAAUCUAGGCGACACUGCCUUCAGCAAUCAGCAUUAAACUGCUUGGGUUUUUGUUUUGUUUUGAGGUUUCUUCAGGUAAAUAUAGGUCUUUAUGAUUUUAGGUAUGAUUUGAGGUAAAUGUAAGUCUUUUUCUAUUGUUUCUUGUACACUGGGCUAAAUUUUCUAGGAAUUCCAUGCAGUUGGCAGUUUAAAAACACAUACAAGCACAACACCUGUAUAUCCAAAUGGAAUCUUCUAUAUUUCUGUGAUAGGAUUCUUUCAGAAUAAGGAAGAUGAAUCAGGUAAGGAACAUACAUGUACAAGCUGUUUUCAAAGUGCUGUCAAGCUUGUCAUCGGGUGACAGCAUCUGAUCUGUUACUGGAGACUUUCCUCUAGUGCGACUUUGGCUUGCUGUCUUUUGUUUUGUCUGAUGUGACUGAGUGGACCUUAGCAUUUGAUGAGUAGGAUUAGACACAAUGUAAGGAAUAGCCAUAUUAUCUUAAAUGUGGAAAAGCACACUUUAAUAUGGAAAAAGGCAUAAAACUGGGGUUUGUUCUUUCAGAGCAAAGUCUCUGUCAGGGAAAAUUACUUAUUAUGAGUCAUCAAAACUAUAUAUUGCUCUCAUAAUUUUGCAUGGGGCAAUAGAUCUUCUUGCUAUUGUAGCUGUGGGGGUUUUGAUGAGCUUAUUUAAAUGGUAGGUGAGAAGCUGCUGACUAAGGUUUGCAUGAAAAACAUGGUGUGAAGUGAGAAAAGUUGUCUAGUUGUCUGACUUGUUUAAAAGCUGGUGGUUGUUUUUCCCCUCCCUGGGUGAGUUACUGUUUCUCUGCACUUUCCUUCUGAGUACAAUGCCUGAAGGAGAAAGAAACUCUUUCAAAAUUCACACAGAUUGUGAGUCUGGUAUUUCAAGUGUAAUUUAUUGCUUCAUCCACAGCACCCAGAAGAGCGCAAAGGUGGGGAAAUCUUGGCCUUGGAUGUGCUCUGUCAAACUAAAGGUGUGACUAACAGUGUAAGGCUGCAGGUGGGAGGGUUACUAGCAGGCCUAGCAAGGAGCAACAAGCUGACUAACUGAACUACAAAACUCAUUUUGCUGAACUUAAUUCCAGACUUAAUGAAUGACCCCUUGGUGAGUUCAGAUGUGAGUGUACUCCUCACUGCCUCAGUGAUGACUCUGCAGUGCCGUGUCACGAACUGUCUGGUACGCAGUGUUUCAGAAGUAACCUGUUGGAUCCCUCUGUAAUGGCAGGGGCACUUGCUUGGCAUUAAGUGGUCUUGCAAACAGAUGUGGAAGGUUUCCAGAGACCACAGCUCAGUGCAGUGAAUGCUUGAGAGGGAAGGCAGUGAAAUACUCCACUUUAAGGUGUAUGCUGAAAGUCUAGCUGUAAUAGUAGCUUUAGGAAGGCAGGAAACUAGCAGAUCUGUGGAGGACAGCCCCUUAAUUUGGGGAUAUGUAUGAAGUGAAAAUCCGACUCAUCUCUGCAGUCCUGCUGUUGCUGUUCUGUGUACUGCCUUGGUUACCUACAUUGCCAUUUUCUUAAGAAAACACUGAAGGAAAACAGCUGAGUUAGGUGUGCCUGGCACUGUAAAACCAAUUCUUAGUGGAGCUGACCAUUAGCUAUGUCUCAAGUUUAAUUUGCUGAUGCCAGCUAAAGCUGAAUGCUGCAAGGGCUUCUCAGGCUGACAGAUGGAGGCAAUACUGAUGUUCACAGCAGUUUCUAGAGCAUCUGGGGAAGUCUGAGUAGAAAACCUGAACCUCUAAUUUGUGACUAAUCACUUCCCUGGUUGCCUUCCAAAAAGUGGAUGGCAGAGAGCAGCUUGAUGCACUGAGUCCAACUUUUCUUGCUUAUUUGUAACUUAAAAGCAAAUUUUAGCACAAACUUCAUGUGUAUUUGAAGAAAGAUCUACAGGUUUUGUUAAAGGAAUAACUGAAAACGAGAUGGCAUAAACCUACCCUGUAGCUACUACAGCUACACACUUUCUCACUUUCGAACAUUCUGCUUUAAUAGAAAUUCUUAUUGCCGUAAUUCCAUAGCAGUGUUUAUGGCAGAGGUAAAAAUGACUGGAUUGUAGUCUCGGAGGUGAUCAUUAAACUCCUGCUUCGUUAAUUGUGGCCAGUGUAGUUCUAUCAUAGGCCACAGUGAGCCUGGAUUUUAAGGAGCGGGCAAAGCUGGUCAGUGUUGUCAUCCUGGGACUCGCCUGCACAAACAUACAACAGGGGAAGAGCAGUAUGUUUCCCCUAACAAAGGGUUUGGGAAUAAAAGUAUUCAAAAUAACUGGGAACACAAGCAGGAGAAUUCUUCUGGAUGCCACUGGUCUGUAUUGCACUGUAAGGCCCUUCUUUGAGGGGGGUAAAAUGCAACUUUGUAGAAAACUGAAGGGAGUCUUUCAGCACUCAGGUAUUUAGGUUUAGGUUUAAACGUUUCCUUUAUUGCUGAGGUGUAUUUGCAGGUACCUCUUGGCAAAUAUGCUAACUACUGUAGCCAGUGUUAAACACUGUUUUAAGGUGUUGGAUGUAUGCUUAAUGAAAUUGAAAGCACAUGUGAUGCCACUGGAGAAAAAUAUCAACUUCUCCUCUGAUGUGAGAUUUUUGCAACUACCUUUCCGCUGGGGAGGAUCAGGGAUUUGGUUUCUGUGUAUAUGGUACUUUUUUGAUGUACAAGCAAGUUUAUUGGAAAUGGGUUUGAGUACACUGUAUUCUACUUGUAACUUAAGCUUGGAAACAGAGAAGCUUGCAUGAUUUUGUCUUUCGUUACUGACCUGUGAAGCAUACUUUGAGAUAUCAAAUGUUUUCUUUGUUUCUUUCUGUUUGGAAAUGUUGAAGUUGAAAUAUAUCUUUGCUCUAGAGCUAUCAAGCAUUGAGUGCUUGCUUCAUUUAAAAGGACUUCUGGAAAAAACUUGAAUUGUGGGGGGAUGGCUGGGGGAGAAUGGCCUUAACUCAUAUGUAUCCCAAAUAUUUCUUGUGCUCUGCAGAGUGUAUCCUUAAGUAAAAAUAACUGGAAGUGUGAUGGAACUUCAGGACUUUAGGUCAAAGUUCUUCAGUAAAAGACCUCGUUUCCCACCUCGCUACUCUAUAUGGAGAUAACAGCUGUCUGUUACCAGCAAUGGUAAUAGUUUCUUUUAUCAAAACAAACCUUGCAGGUUUCCUCGGUAAAGAGCUGCAGUAAUGCUGUUUGUAAGAAAUGCAGACUCAAACAAAGGAAAAGGGCACAAUAAAUGCCAACGAAGGGUUGCGCAGUGACUUUUCAGAGGUGUGGAACACCACAAUCCUGAGCUGUGUGUUGGGAGAACAACAAACGAGCAGUUGUUGAGUCCUGCUGUUUUGUAAAAUGCAGACGCAACAGGCUUACUGCCACAUCUUCCCUGCUUAAAUAAUGGUCACAGCUGCGGGCUUGACCGUACCCGUGUUGCUCUACACGUCUUUCAAGAAAGGGCAUGUUUGCACCACAGUAAAGGUAAUGUGUGUUUACUACAUGUGAGGCUACAAAAAUUGUUGCAAGCACAUGAAAGUGCCAUGUUCAAUGGGCCAUAAUGAAGUCCUCAUCUGAAUCCUAUUAACUUAACAAAUCUUACUGUUUUCUGCAAUAAAAGGUGGUACCAUGCAUAUU